Messenger RNA from Exophiala viscosa, 3172 nucleotides. RefSeq lists its product as uncharacterized. The transcript has a single exon. Lineage: Eukaryota; Fungi; Ascomycota; Eurotiomycetes; Chaetothyriales; Herpotrichiellaceae. The record is from RefSeq and is a predicted model, not a curated record. Gene Ontology annotation, molecular function: protein binding. The coding region runs from base 432 to 2801 and encodes 789 amino acids.
AUCAGACCGCCAUUAUCGACCUGCGAAGCCGUAUCCUCGAGGUCGAUAAACUUCGCAAAGCACGUUCCCACGACCCAACCCCGGUGGUCUGAGCUUCCGUCGCGCCAACCACGUCAAGACGACCCUUUUGUCGCUAGAGAAACCUACGCUCUAACCGUUGCACAGCACCACUGCCUUCUCGCACUUGCUCCCACCUCACACAGUCUAUUGAAUCUGCUCGAGCACAUCGACUCAAUUGCGCGGCAACAGGUCCAUUGUCUGCUCUACCGCAAAAACCUGAGCUCCCUUCUCCAUAAUACUUCCCUUGCAGCUUCUGUGAAGCUUCCUGAUCCGAAAACACAGCAAUACACAUCCUGGGCGACGAUGCAUAUGCAUAGACGACCCUGACAAGACGAUUACGCAGUACUCGCCAGACAAGAACGCGGCAGGAGAUGUCAGCUCCUACGCCGCCCGUCUCGCUCAAACACCAAUGCUCGAUUGUUCACGACGGAGUCAUCUAUGUCUACUCGCCCGACGCUUUUCAGAUCUUGCAACUCAAAGAGGGGGCACAAUGGGAACAAGAGUCGAAUGGCAUUGCGGUAACGGGAGCCGUCUGUGUCAAAGGGGGUGUUGAUGGUGACAAUACCAAACCAGCAUUAUAUGUGGUCGGCGGCGCGAGCAAUUCAUCCUUUCCAGAUUACCCUGGUCUGCAACGCUACUCAAUACUCGACAAGUCAUGGCAAACCAUCACCCCGGUUGUCAAGGUCACACAAAAUCGCUUGUACCAUGGAGCCGCGUAUAUGAAUACCUCGUCAUCAAUGGUGGUGUAUGCGGGCUCCCAGGACGAUUACUCAGGCGCCUCGUCACAAACAUUUCUCGUGGAACUCUACCCGCCGUACAGCGUGGCAGCUUACAGUUCUGAUGCACAUCCAGCGGUGAGGCCAAUCAUGCUGUCGUGGAACGAGAGUAGCGUGUUGAUGGUGGGAGGCGGCACCACGAAUGUCAACAUGUCCACAUUCGAUCCCGAUAAUGGCUGGCAGGAUCUAGGUAUAUCGCUCCCUAGCGCACUGCCUGACUCUUCGGUCGCGCAAACCGCCGUGUUCACUCUGGAUGAUGGAAGCAAGAUACUACAGACGUUUGACCUGGGCGACACUGACCCCACGGUGACUACAAAUGUUCUCUUAGGUGCAGGAGGAGUACUUGCAACAUAUGGAGAGACCGUAGGGGGCAACGACACAACAGCCAGUCCAACGACGACUGCUUCGUCCAACAAGGCAAAAAGAACAAUAUCACUUAGCAACUAUCCAACAUACAACAACAGUCUCGCGCCAUCGACCUCUCGGACCAAUUUCAGUCUGGCUCAAGGUGAUGCUGGACUGAUAUCCUUCGUCGGAGGCAAUGACGACGACCCUGUUGUCUUUUUCAACCAGUCCGCAAACGACUGGAUAUCAGCAACGUCCAUAUUGGGUAAACAGCAAUCUUCGACUACGCCAUCAAGCACCCAGCCUGCAACGACAGCCACAAGUGCUGCAGCAACAUCCUCAUCUUCUCAUAAGGGCAAUGGCCUGACGAUCCUUGGUGGGGUUCUCGGUGGCAUUUGCGGCCUCGCUGUAAUACUCAUCAUUCUCCUUCUGUGGCUCAGGUCCGUCCGCAGAAAGCGAGCUCAGGCAGAGAGACAGACGGAAUAUGGCGACGAUAAAAGAAGGAGUGGGGAGUAUAAUGCCGAAGGAGGCCUACGUCCGCUGGCCUCGUCUGGCCAGCCAAUGGGUAGAAGCCCAGUCCCGUCAGCCGUAAUAGAAGAAGCCGACAGCACCGCCAUGGUCGGAAGCCGAGGGGAUCCAAAAUAUUUGAUACGGCGUGUCUCCUCAGAUCGAAACCAGCCUGGGUUCCGUGGUUCAGGUAUCGGCUUUGGACAGGCGUUGUUCAAGCGAGACAAGGGCACUUUGGCCAUUUCGAAACCUAUGAACCCGGUAUUAGGGGAUUACAAAGAGAGACCCAGCAUCGACCUUGGUACAGCGACACCGGCAGAGCCAGUUGCUGCCACGGCUGUCGCUACGAGAAACGCGUCCCAGCGGAAGACUGAUGAAGGAUGGGGCAAGUAUUUCCAGAGCGACCCGCAAACUGGCAACAGAACCUUCUUCACGCGGGACUCGAGCGCAAGCCGAAGCAAGAGUGGUGGGUUUUGGCCGGGCUCAGGAGUACCAGAGAGCUCAAGCAGGUCGACGCCUAGAUCAGCCAAGUUUGUGCUCCGGGACAGUGUCGGGAACCCAUUACAAGCGCACAACGUCGGUGUGGGAAGUCCUACAUUGGAACAUGUGCCGUCGAGCGCCCAGUCUCAAGGCUUUCCGCACCUAGAGGGAACGCCAGUGCGGAUCUCGAAUGUGAGUUCGGUCACCGAUGAGGACGACUAUGAGGAUGAACGCUUCGAAGGCGCUUUUUCAAGUGGAAUACCCGCCAGCGUGAACGACGUGCCCUGGGCGCCAGUGGGCAACACGUGGUCAGGUCCGGCCCAACGACCGCUACGACCUCCAAGCGGUUACACUCAGCAACAAGGACGUCCUCCUGCUCGAACAGCUUCGUCUAACGAAACGGAAACCUCGGAAACAUCGAUACCAGCAUUCCCCAUGCCAAACUCCGUCCGUUCCAUUCGACCUAGCGGAGGGAGCGAAUUGCCGACGCAUCAUGCAGUGACUGUGACCCCUGCGGUCGCCCGCGAUGAGGCGACAGACGCCCGGGAAUACUUUUCACAUACCCGGGCUCGGAGUGGUACUCCGGACAACAACGACAUGUCAUGGCUCAAUUUGGGAACACCACAACGGUGACUCCCCAAUCGGUUCUCGCAAGUUCUCUACCAGUUUUUGCUUGAUGACGUUGCGCGCAAACCACCCAGCAGCAGCACACGGAUUGACAACAUGAGCUCAGGCGACAGCCAAGUUGUUGAUAAGGCGAAGAAGUCGAGCCUGUUCCGAACCCGCUCCGCUCCACGACGAACGCAUGCAUUUCACUUUCCGUCAACGGCGGUGCAGCGCGAUUCAACAUGGGAAGACGAUGCUGUCCCAAACUCACCCACGCUUCCCGACGCAACCGAGGAAGCAGGUUUCCGGGACAGUAAAAGGUUGACCAUGUGACGGUAGUGUCAGACCACGGACGAUUGGUGGUAGUAUCUACCAAAACUCACUGCAUCGGCAUCCUA